This is a messenger RNA of Eruca vesicaria subsp. sativa (arugula), 690 nucleotides long. NCBI's taxonomy places the organism in Eukaryota, Viridiplantae, Streptophyta, Magnoliopsida, Brassicales, Brassicaceae. The record is from the annotation of a GenBank genome assembly.
AUGCAACCGAACCAGGUGGAAAUGGAUGAAGCUUUGGCAGCGUCUCUGCUGUAUGAUGAUCCUGAAUCGAGAAUUUGUGAUACAGUUACAUUAAGGCAGAUUCAACAGCAACAAGUGAUGAUUCCUCCGCUUAGGGUUUGUCCUCCUGAGUGUCCUCAACGACUUCUCUGUCCAUACUGUCUUGUUCCGUAUCCUCACGGCCAUGACACUCUGCCAUUUGUUUGCCUGUACUGUCUCGUUCCAUAUUUUCACGUCCAGUAUUGCCCUCCGAGUAGAGAAGCAUUUACUGCCCAUAGCUAUGGUAAUAGCUCCACAGAAAUGUAUAGACGUAGUUUGUGGGAUAUAGGGUCAAGUAGUGGACACGGUGAUUCCGUAAAUAUGACCGUGGAGGUAGUGAGUGAGUUAGUAGAAUCAGUAGGAGACGUCAAUAGAGGAUUACCUCUAUCAAAAAUCUCCCGAUUGCCAACUCAUAAGUACGGAGAAAAACCCAAAUGCAGGUGGGGGUGGGAAAAGAAAAAGAAGUUUGUAGCAGAUGAUACGCAGUGUUCGAUAUGCCUAGUUGACUAUGAGAAGGGAGACAGAAUAACCACUUUGACCCCUUGUAAUCAUAUCUACCAUAUAGAUUGCAUUACAGAGUGGUUGAGAAAAAGCACGGUAUGCUGUGUGUGCAAAUUCAAGGUCAUUUGUUAA